GUGACCGACGCCAACAUGGCGGCGCCCAGCGGCGUACACCUGUUCGUCCGUAGAGGACUGUGGCUCUACUGAAGACUUUAAUCUAAAAAUGAGAUGAUUGAAUUUGUCAUUCCACCAAGUGUGAAGAAGCUACGGAUUUCAAGUAAUAUUGUGUUUUCAGCUAUGAGAGGCAGCCUGCUUUAUACAGGUUGUCACAGGAUUUUCUCUUCACCACUCAAUCAUAUCUACUUACACAAGCAGUCAAGCAGUCAACAAAGAAGAAAUUUCUUUUUCCGGAGACAAAGAGAGAUUUCACACAGUAUAGUUUUGCCGGCUGCAGUUUCUUCAGCUCAUCCAGUCCCUAAGCACAUAAAGAAGCCAGACUAUGUGACGACAGGCAUUGUACCCGACUGGGGAGACAGCAUAGAAGUUAAGAAUGAAGAUCAGAUUCAAGGGCUUCGUCAGGCUUGUCAGCUGGCCCGCCAUGUCCUCCUCCUGGCCGGGAAGAGUUUAAAGGUUGACAUGACAACUGAAGAGAUAGAUGCUCUUGUUCAUCAGGAAAUCAUCAGUCAUGAUGCCUAUCCCUCACCUCUAGGCUAUGGAGGUUUUCCAAAAUCUGUUUGUACCUCUGUAAACAACGUGCUUUGUCAUGGUAUUCCUGACAGUCGACCUCUUCAGGAUGGAGAUAUUAUCAACAUUGAUGUCACGGUUUACUACAAUGGCUACCAUGGAGACACCUCUGAAACAUUUUUGGUGGGCAAUGUGGAUGAAUGUGGUGAAAAGUUAGUGGAGAUUGCCAGGAGGUGUAGAGAUGAAGCAAUUGCUGCUUGCAGAGCGGGGGCUCCCUUCUCUGUAAUUGGAAACACAAUCAGCCAGAUAACUCAUCAGAAUGGUUUGCACGUCUGUCCACAUUUUGUGGGACAUGGGAUAGGAUCUUACUUUCAUGGACAUCCAGAAAUUUGGCAUCAUGCGAAUGACAGCGAUCUGCGCAUGGAGGAGGGCAUGGCGUUCACCGUAGAGCCAAUUAUAACCGAGGGAGCCCCUGAAUUUAAAGUGCUGGAGGAUGCAUGGACUGUGGUCUCCUUGGACAAUCAAAGGUCGGCCCAGUUCGAGCACACAGUUCUCAUCACGUCGGGGGGCGCGCAGAUCCUGACCAAACUGCCCCACGAGGCCUGAGGAACCACCCAAAGGUCGCAGAGACCCGGCGCCUUUUUUCUUAAAUUUCUGAAAUCCAGCUGGAGAACUUUGAGAACGAAACAGGCUAACGGCAGGUCUCACAGUAACCUACCCAGCACCUAGUAGCGCCUUGGGAAAACGCGGUGGGUAUUGGUGGCCGUUGAGAGCUCAGAUCCGAGGCCCCGAUGUGGCCGUGCGGCUUCGGAAAGACGGGUCCUGGCGCCGGGCUCUGCUUCCCAACGCGGGAAACGCAUCUGGUAGGGAGUGGGGACGCCCUCAUUUGGAAGACGAGGGAUUCCUAGAAAUGCAUAGCUUUCUCUUUCCCUUGUCUUGACUGCCCGAAUAAAAAGCUUUCACC
Molecule: messenger RNA, 1513 nt
Organism: Balaenoptera musculus (blue whale)
Lineage: Eukaryota; Metazoa; Chordata; Mammalia; Artiodactyla; Balaenopteridae
Gene: METAP1D
Product: methionyl aminopeptidase type 1D, mitochondrial
Exons: 11
Coding region: 94-1155 (353 amino acids)
Biological process (GO): proteolysis
Molecular function (GO): metalloaminopeptidase activity
Source: RefSeq, a predicted model, not a curated record